Messenger RNA from Prorocentrum cordatum, 633 nucleotides. The record is from the annotation of a GenBank genome assembly. Lineage: Eukaryota; Dinophyceae; Prorocentrales; Prorocentraceae.
AUGGGCCUCGGCAAUGGUUACGCCGAUUGGAACGCCUCCGACUAUGCUCCGGGCUCCGAUUGCAUCGACACGAACAGGCCGUUCCAGGUCGCGUUCUCGCUACCCCUGCACAGCGACGGCGGCCUGGCUGCGGUGCAGGUGGAGCUCUCCCAGGACGGUGGCCCCUGCCGCCCGACGGCGAGCAUCGGGAGGUACACGGUCGGCAAGGCGGACGGCCUGGCCACGCUGACCAAGGUGAUGCAGCAAGGCAUGACGCCCGUCGUGAGCUACUGGAGCUCCAAGGAGACUGAUGUUGUGGCUGGACGGGCACGCGUGCCGCCUGACGUCGCAGCCAGACUUUGCCGACCUCGCCGAUCCGCGCAGGAGAGCUCUGGUGCUAACGUGGACAACUGCACCAAAGAGAAGCCGUGCAACCUGGAAGGGACGACCCUGGUCGCUGCACAGAGUCCAUUCAGUUCUACGGCUUCGCUCUCGAGGUCUUCGAGGGCGAGCAGCUCGUGCCCGCGGACAAGGGCCCCGCGGUCGCCGCCCACGGCCCAGAGCCCGGCGUCGCCGACGGCGGGGAGCCGGCCGGUGGCGGUGGCGAGGAGGAGACGACGACGGUUUCGAUGGGGAGAAGCUCUUCCAGGAUAA